ACAAGACGCAAAAUGCCACCAAAGAAGAAAGGAGAUAAUUUGGAUGACCUAAAGCAGGAGUUGGAUAUUGAUUUCCACAAAAUCACAGCGGAAGAACUGUACCAGCGAUUACAGACACAUCCAGAAAAUGGUCUCAGCCACGCGAAAGCAAAGGAGAACCUAGAACGAGAUGGACCAAACGCACUUACCCCACCUAGACAGACGCCCGAAUGGGUCAAGUUCUGCAAGAAUCUCUUCGGUGGCUUCGCUCUGCUGCUGUGGAUCGGUGCUGUACUCUGCUUCGUGGCCUACUCGAUUCAGGCCAGUACCGUCGAGGAACCGGCCGAUGAUAACCUGUACCUCGGUAUUGUGCUGGCCGCCGUCGUGAUAGUUACCGGUAUUUUCUCGUAUUAUCAGGAAUCGAAAAGUUCAAAGAUUAUGGAAUCGUUUAAGAACAUGGUGCCCCAGUUUGCUACCGUGCUACGUGAAGGUGAGAAGCUGACACUCCGCGCUGAAGAUCUGGUUAUCGGUGAUGUCGUAGAGGUCAAGUUUGGUGACAGGAUACCCGCCGAUAUUCGUAUCAUCGAGGCACGAAGCUUUAAGGUUGACAAUUCGUCGCUUACCGGCGAGUCUGAGCCCCAGUCCCGCGGACCCGAAUUCACCCACGAUAACCCACUGGAAACGAAAAAUUUGGCCUUCUUCUCGACCAACGCUGUGGAAGGUACCGCCAAGGGUGUCGUCAUCAGCUGCGGCGAUCACACCGUGAUGGGUCGUAUCGCCGGUCUCGCUUCCGGUCUGGACACCGGUGAAACUCCGAUCGCUAAGGAAAUCCACCAUUUCAUUCACAUCAUUACUGGCGUGGCUGUGUUCCUCGGUGUUACCUUCUUCGUUAUUGCCUUCAUUCUCGGUUACCACUGGCUGGACGCUGUUAUCUUCCUGAUCGGUAUUAUCGUCGCUAACGUCCCGGAAGGUCUGCUCGCCACCGUCACUGUUUGUUUGACCCUAACUGCCAAGCGCAUGGCCUCGAAGAAUUGUUUGGUUAAGAAUCUGGAAGCUGUAGAGACGCUCGGUUCGACCUCGACCAUCUGCUCGGAUAAGACCGGUACACUAACCCAGAAUCGUAUGACUGUCGCUCACAUGUGGUUCGACAAUCAAAUCAUUGAAGCGGAUACCACUGAGGAUCAGAGCGGUGUGCAGUACGAUCGCACCAGCCCCGGAUUCAAGGCUCUGUCUCGAAUUGCUUCCCUGUGCAACCGUGCCGAAUUCAAGGGAGGUCAAGACGGUGUUCCAAUUCUGAAGAAGGAAGUCAGCGGCGAUGCCUCGGAAGCUGCUCUACUAAAAUGUAUGGAACUUGCCCUCGGAGACAUAUUGAGUAUUCGCAAGCGCAACAAGAAGGUUUGCGAAAUUCCCUUCAACUCGACCAACAAGUAUCAGGUUUCUAUCCACGAGACAGAAGAUCCCAGCGAUCCUCGCCAUCUGCUGGUCAUGAAGGGUGCCCCUGAACGUAUUCUGGAACGCUGUUCGACCAUCUUUAUCAACGGCAAGGAGAAGCUGAUGGACGAAGAGAUGAAGGAAGCCUUCAACAACGCAUAUCUGGAGCUGGGUGGACUUGGAGAACGUGUGCUCGGAUUCUGCGAUUUUAUGCUGCCAUCGGAUAAAUUCCCUCAAGGCUUUAAGUUCAAUGCUGACGAUGUGAACUUCCCCGUUGAGAACCUGCGCUUCGUCGGCCUCAUGUCCAUGAUUGACCCUCCACGUGCCGCAGUACCAGAUGCCGUCGCCAAAUGCCGCUCUGCCGGUAUCAAGGUUAUCAUGGUCACUGGUGAUCACCCGAUUACUGCCAAGGCUAUUGCCAAAUCAGUCGGUAUCAUUUCGGAGGGUAACGAAACCGUUGAAGACAUUGCCCAGCGUCUCAACAUCCCGGUUUCGGAGGUUAAUCCACGUGAGGCUAAGGCCGCCGUUGUGCAUGGUUCGGAACUGCGUGAUCUGUCCGGAGAUCAGAUCGAUGAAAUUCUGCGUUACCACACUGAAAUUGUGUUCGCUCGUACCUCUCCCCAACAAAAGCUGAUUAUUGUUGAGGGCUGCCAACGGUUGGGUGCUAUUGUCGCUGUCACCGGUGAUGGUGUGAACGAUUCACCUGCUCUGAAAAAGGCCGACAUCGGUGUUGCCAUGGGUAUCGCCGGGUCAGACGUAUCCAAACAGGCCGCUGACAUGAUCCUGCUGGACGACAACUUUGCCUCGAUCGUUACCGGAGUGGAGGAGGGACGUCUGAUUUUCGACAAUCUGAAGAAGUCGAUCGCAUAUACGCUGACAUCCAACAUUCCGGAGAUCUCGCCCUUCUUGGCGUUCAUUCUGUGCGACAUUCCGCUCCCGCUCGGUACCGUUACCAUUCUGUGCAUCGAUUUGGGAACUGACAUGAUCCCUGCCAUUUCUCUUGCGUACGAAGAAUCCGAGGCGGACAUAAUGAAACGCCGGCCGCGUGAUCCCUACAAGGACAAGCUGGUCAACGAAAGACUUAUCUCGAUGGCCUACGGUCAGAUCGGUAUGAUCCAGGCCGCUGCUGGAUUCUUCGUCUAUUUUGUCAUCAUGGCUGAGAACGGAUUCCUGCCGAUAAAGUUGUUCGGCAUUCGCAAGAGCUGGGAUUCGAAGGCUGUCAACGAUCUGACCGAUUCGUACGGACAGGAAUGGACCUACCGUGACCGUAAGACGCUCGAGUUCACCUGUCACACCGCGUUCUUCGUGUCGAUUGUUAUUGUCCAGUGGGCCGAUUUGAUCAUUUGUAAGACCCGCCGUAACUCGAUCCUCCACCAGGGCAUGAGAAACUGGGCGCUCAAUUUCGGAAUCGUGUUCGAAACGUUACUGGCCGCCAUUCUCUCGUACACGCCCGGCAUGGACAAGGGCCUGCGCAUGUUCCCACUCAAAUUCGUCUGGUGGCUGCCAGCCUUGCCGUUCAGCUUGUCCAUCUUCGUGUACGACGAGAUCCGUCGUUUCUACUUGAGACGCAAUCCAGGUGGUUGGUUAGAACAAGAGACGUACUACUAGGUCAACAAAUUUAUAUUUAAAAAGAUUAAUUAAAGAAGAAAACUGAAAAAAGAAGGUGAAAACAACAGUGAAAAAAUAACAAAAAAUGAGCAUAAAAAAGUAAUUAUAUUUUUUUAAUUAUUAAAUUUAUAUAAAGUUAUAAAUUAUGAUUUCCACACACGAAGAAAAGCAAAAGGUUAAAAUCUAGUAAAAAUCGCGAAGAAGAGAAGAAGCAGUAUCUCCCGUCCUCAUCAAGUCAAAAUCCCCUUGCACCUCCGCGUCACUGUCACAUAAAUGCACACAAAUAAACACACACGCCCCUAAUCACGUCUCUACGCACGCGUACCUUCGUGCGUGUCAUAAUAUUAUUGUCUUCUUGAGCAAGCGAAAGCCACACGCGCCAGCCAUCGACCGAAGUCAACACCAACAACUCACUACUCGUA
Molecule: messenger RNA, 3440 nt
Organism: Topomyia yanbarensis
Lineage: Eukaryota; Metazoa; Arthropoda; Insecta; Diptera; Culicidae
Gene: Atpalpha
Product: sodium/potassium-transporting ATPase subunit alpha
Exons: 9
Coding region: 13-3018 (1001 amino acids)
Biological process (GO): proton transmembrane transport; intracellular potassium ion homeostasis; intracellular sodium ion homeostasis
Cellular component (GO): membrane
Molecular function (GO): ATP binding; ATP hydrolysis activity; P-type sodium:potassium-exchanging transporter activity
Source: RefSeq, a predicted model, not a curated record